This is a messenger RNA of Sycon ciliatum, 1302 nucleotides long. RefSeq lists its product as uncharacterized. Gene Ontology annotation, molecular function: extracellular matrix structural constituent conferring tensile strength. The record is from RefSeq and is a predicted model, not a curated record. Gene Ontology annotation, biological process: extracellular matrix organization. The coding region runs from base 1 to 1302 and encodes 433 amino acids. Lineage: Eukaryota; Metazoa; Porifera; Calcarea; Leucosolenida; Sycettidae. The transcript has 2 exons.
AUGGAUGCUAACCUCGACAUGAACGAACAUUCAAUCUGUAAUUUGGCGUACGACGAUAGCUCUUUGACAUGUGCUGUCCCUGCCGGGUGGGUCAAGAAUGAAAUCCGUCAAUCCUCAUCGAGAUUGCAACACGACAUCGACGCUGUGCGCAAGAUGAAAGGACCUCGUGGUGAUCGGGGAUUGGGAUGGCUUAGCGGAGGUGGCAUGCCACUGAACUCUGUAGGGAGAAAUGGAAUACCUGGUCCAGAAGGUCCCAGAGGUGAAGUUGGACCACGUGGAGAACGUGGAUUGGUCGGUCCUGAAGGUGAGAUUGGACCUAGAGGAGAAGAUGGGCAAGACGGCCGACAAGGUGAACGUGGUGUGCAAGGUGCUCAAGGAACCACAGGUCCCGUGGGUCCCCAAGGAACCAUCGGUGCAACCGGUCCUCCAGGAAACAGAGGUCCUGUGGGCCCCCAAGGAAUCGUCGGCCCCAUAGGUCCUCCAGGAGCCAGAGGUCCCGUAGGUCCGCAAUCAAAUCAGAACCUAUCCGAUCCGUUUCAUCUACUACCUCACAUUCGUAGAAACGCCUACCUCUACAUAUACUCUCAUCCUAGCAGAUUUGAAUCCGUCACCAGGGUGAGCAGAAACAGAUACAGAGGGAUAAAUCUCGUUGACAUGAAGGACAAGAGAAUCAACGUGAACAACAUCGACAUGUUCCGAGACGAUCACUUCUACCUCAACAUUACACAACACCAGCAAGUUUCCAUUAGAGAACGAUUCGUCAAUCUGUUUCACGACAACAUGUCUUUUGCAAUGUUCCAAGUAAUUCAAGUGGACGCACCUGACCCUAGAAACAUGGGAUUGAAGGCAUUCGAUAUCGAUACUGUCGGAAAUUUCACCUUGGAUAGUUUGUACGUGUUGUUCACUGCCACCCACAUAAGAGGCAACUACUUCACGGAUUCCGGCCAUUCAUCAUUCAACCUACCCGUUUCGUAUUUAGCGAACCAAUUAUCGGCGGCUUUGGAUAAGCCUGUGUCGAGCACGACGGAUCUCUUGGGUACAAAGUGUGUCAUAAGUUACGCUCGGAAUUCAGAAGGCCUAUUCACUCUAUACGUAAACUCCUUUUUGAUACAUUCCAACUUGGACACUGACCCAUUUUCCAGAACCAAUGGAAUCGAAGAUUGCGAUUAUCGCAUUGGUGGUACUCGAUUCUUCAACGGCACUACGUCAAAGUUGUUCUGUCAUUUGCACUUUGCAGAGAGUUUAUCUUCUCACACAAUCCAGCGCAUACACACAGAACUCAUGGCACACUAUAAUAUAUGA